CCGCCUCAUUAAUAACAGGAAGUCAGUGUUUCUGUGAGCCGACGAGCUGAACUCAGACUUUUCACUUAUACCACGUCUUAUUUCUUUCUUUAUUGUAUUUAUUUAUUUGACCUGCACAGUGAUUUUAUUUCUAUAUGUAGAUAUUUGAUAUUGUGUAACUGAAGCUGUGUCCACGUUUGAUCUCAAAGUGACACAUGGACUCUGUGUCCUCAGUUUCCCAGCAUGCCUCGGCUGUGGAGCUGUAUGAGGGAGAGCUGUUUGUCCUGCUGCCCUGUGAGUUUCCCACUUUUGAACUGGACAGCCCCACAGUGGUGUGGAGUCGCUCCGACCUCAGUCCUCCAACCGUCCACCAGCUUCAAGGAGACGAACUGAAAGAUCCAAACCAGCGUUACAGCGGCCGAACAUCCAUGAAGACUGACGCUCUGGAAACUGGAGACCUCAGCCUGAACCUGACCAACCUCCACCUGUCUGACAGCGCCACCUACACCUGCUCCGUCACAUCAUUUAGACUGAGAGAUGUCCCACUGCAGGUCAAAGAACCAUUUCCAUCCUGGGCCACAGCGCUGCUGGUUCUCCUGGUUCUGCUGGACACAGUGGAGGCUCUUCAGGCUCUCUUCUCCACUCUGGUGUUCAGUCCUGAAGGUUGGAGCACAGGGACAGUUCAGGCUCCAGCAGUCAGCUGA
Messenger RNA from Oreochromis aureus, 683 nucleotides. RefSeq names its product coxsackievirus and adenovirus receptor homolog. The record is from RefSeq and is a predicted model, not a curated record. Gene Ontology annotation, cellular component: external side of plasma membrane. Gene Ontology annotation, biological process: cell surface receptor signaling pathway; positive regulation of T cell proliferation; immune response. Bases 195 to 683 code for a protein of 162 amino acids. Lineage: Eukaryota; Metazoa; Chordata; Actinopteri; Cichliformes; Cichlidae. The transcript is spliced from 3 exons.